This is a messenger RNA of Sander lucioperca (pikeperch), 540 nucleotides long. It is a transcript of the gene dnaaf19, whose product is annotated as coiled-coil domain containing 103. Lineage: Eukaryota; Metazoa; Chordata; Actinopteri; Perciformes; Percidae. The record is from RefSeq and is a predicted model, not a curated record. Bases 180 to 431 code for a protein of 83 amino acids. Gene Ontology annotation, cellular component: outer dynein arm. The transcript is spliced from 3 exons. Gene Ontology annotation, biological process: epithelial cilium movement involved in extracellular fluid movement; inner dynein arm assembly; determination of left/right symmetry.
UCGCCAUGGAGACGGUUAGUUGUGUCUCUCUGUGUGACUGCGGGAGCCUGAAAACAUUGAACACACGCACGGAUUCUUCAGGAUUUCUUCACCAGGAUGUUUGAAAAGUGGUCUAUGAAUAGAAUGAAAUAUGAAACAAGACUGUCCUGAUUAUCUGACCCGUGUGACAUCAUCAGGUGAUGGCGAGGUCAGAGGGUGAUGUCAUCGACUUCUCGGCGCUGGAGAGAGAGCUGCGGGCGGCGGUGGAGUCAGAGCAGAAACACGAGAGAGAGAACGCCGCCAAACUAAGAGCCGUCAGCCAGAGAGGGACGUCCUACAGCCAGUUCAGAGAUCUGGUGUUGUCGUGCCACCUGAAGCCUCUGGAGAAGAAAGAUAAAGAAGGAGCUCCACGGAAACAGCCCUGGAACCCGGUCGCCCCGGGCAACAAGUGAUGUCCAUGAAUCCCAUAAACAAUAACAGAAGUGAUGUAAAGCUGAGAAUCUCCUGAUAUAUGUUGUGUGUUUUUGUAAACCCGUUUGGAUGCAGUAUAUAUUAUAUACA